ACCCCCCUAUAGGCGCUGUGGAGUCUCAGAUCCUAUAAAAGCAAGUCCGACGUGAACAUCGGUGCGGGUUCUUGAAACCCGCCGACACUUAUUGCAAUAGGGUCAAUUACGUUCUAACAGACCCAAAAUGAGUAACGCGAGUCAAGUGUCGAAGCUGUACCGCACGGUGGUGGAGGAUGUGAUCAACAACGUGAAGGAAGCCUUCCUCGAUGAGGGUGUGGACGAGCAGGUCCUACAGGAGCUCAGACAGUUCAGCCUCAAGCCACCCCGAUACAGGCGGCCAAUCAGCAGUUCCAGCCAUCAGCCGCAGCUACAACAGCCACCCUAGCUCUCCCCAGCGGACUGUUCCAGCAGCAGAUCGCCACCAUCGGGGCCGGGGGGCAGAUACAGAACAUCACAGUACAACAGACAGGUACGGGGCAGUUCAUCACGUUGUCCGGCCUCACCCCACAGCAGCUUCCUCAGUUCCAGCAACAGCUUCAACAACAACAACAGCAGCAGCAGCAGCAACCACAGAGAGCCCAGCUGGCCCCACAGAUCACACCCCAGAUGCUGCAACAACAACAGCAGCAGCAACGCAUCCACAUAUCACCACAACAACAGCAGCAGCAACAACAACAACAACAGCCCAAAUUGUUGCAGGGAGCUCAGAUCUUACAGUCUGCUGCCCCCGGCCGGACCAGCCAAGCUCAGGCUUUACAGAACAUUGUGCAGUUGGACGGUCCUGGGGAUUCCAGCUCUUCCGAAGAUGAUGGGGAGUUUGAUGAGGAGAAGGAGGAGGAGGAGGAAAAGGAGGAGGAGAAUGAUGAUGAAGCUCAGGGGGAGGAAGAGGAGCCGCUGAACUCUGGCGACGAUGUGAGCGAGGAAGACCCGACGGAACUGUUUGACACAGAGAACGUGGUGGUGUGUCAGUACGACAAGAUAAACAGAAACAAAAACAAGUGGAAAUUUUACCUAAAAGACGGCAUUAUGAACCUGAACGGUCGCGACUUUGUGUUUCAAAAAGCCACGGGGGACUCGGAGUGGUAGCCCUUGCCUUGACCUCCCUGACCCCACGACCCCUGAGGAGUGAGAGAGUGACCGAGUGAGCUGUUGGAGUGGUAGGACCCAGGGCGGACGGACAGACACGAGCAUGGAGCACCAAACUUUUGGGCGACGGUCGGUGGCAGCUGUGGCCAGAUGUCUACUGUGCUGUGAUGAUUGGACGUCAUAAGUUUGUGGUGUGUGCCACUGCUAGAUGUGUGGAAAUGGUUGAUUUGUUGUUGAUGGAAGUGUAUCUGUGUGUGUGUGUUCCACGUGUACCUAUGUUAAAUGUUUGUUGGUUUGUUGUUCCAUAAGUGUGAAUCUGUGUGCGUGUGUGUGUCCAAUGGUGUGUACAUACGGUGAAUUUCUGGGAGUGGCUGGGAAGCAAGUUUUGAUCUGAUCAACAGAACCCUUGGCUGUCAUCGAGCUGUGGUCAUCUGGCAUUCCAUCCUCCCCCCCCCCUUCCCUUCAAGUCAUGGUUCCACGUUGUGAUUGGUGGUUGGAAGCUGUCGGUGAACUGUUCACGUGCCCCGAGACUUCAAAGACGACAUUUCUUAGCCCCGAGAAAAACUUGUUUCCCUCUUUGAACAAUUGUUCCGCUGGAUCGCUAACAACUUAACAACAAUUGUUCCGCUGGAUCGCUAACAACAUAACAACAAUUGUUCCGACAUUAUGGAAUUAUUCUUGCUUUUCUUUUCCACAUUGAAAAGUUGGAUUUUGAACAAAUAUUUCUGAAGCACAAAUUACUGACGAUAUAGAUCUAGAUUAAGAAACUGAAUUUAAAAUUUCAAAAUUUUGGGCUUGGUGCAUCUGGACGUCUGACGGAGGAAGUUUGUCUGUGCCGUCUAUUUACUGUGGACGUGUUUGAUUGAAAGUGUGUCGCGUUGUGGGUGGUGAAGUGUGUGAGCUGUUGUGUGUGUGUGUUGCGUGCUCAAGUGUUGAUACUUUCGGGGUGGGCUGAUCGCUCUGUGUGUGUGUGUGAUGAUGGUUAUUUCUACUUCCUGGGAUGCAGCGUCUGUGGGCUAUGGUGCUGUCGUUUGUGGGCUGUGGUGCUGUCGUCUGUGGGCUGUAAUGUGACGUGUGAGAAGUGUGGCGUGCUGAUAUUUCCUGUGAGAUGAAUUGAUGUACACACUGGGUACCAGGCUGACUGAUGUCUCGGAGGAUCAUAUAAAUACGUUGCGAGUCACCAGUCAAUUGGAUUUUUACCCUCAGUAACUUUUUAUGUUCUAUUUGAAAGGGGUUUGGGAUGUGGAGUGCGUUUGUAUCAGUUUGCCAUCAGGUGGGGGG
Aplysia californica (California sea hare) is the source of this 2310-nucleotide messenger RNA. RefSeq names its product transcription initiation factor IIA subunit 1. Lineage: Eukaryota; Metazoa; Mollusca; Gastropoda; Aplysiida; Aplysiidae. Gene Ontology annotation, biological process: transcription initiation at RNA polymerase II promoter; transcription by RNA polymerase II. Gene Ontology annotation, cellular component: transcription factor TFIIA complex. The record is from RefSeq and is a predicted model, not a curated record.